This is a messenger RNA of Malus domestica (apple), 1200 nucleotides long. Its product is annotated as BES1/BZR1 homolog protein 2-like. Gene Ontology annotation, biological process: brassinosteroid mediated signaling pathway; DNA-templated transcription. NCBI's taxonomy places the organism in Eukaryota, Viridiplantae, Streptophyta, Magnoliopsida, Rosales, Rosaceae. Gene Ontology annotation, molecular function: DNA-binding transcription factor activity. The record is from RefSeq and is a predicted model, not a curated record.
UGUACUGUUCAUUAAAAUAUUAAUUUCUUAAAGGGCCAAAGGGCUAAAAUGAGCCAUCUGACCAGUCCUUGGUUAGAGAUUGCCUUAUAGUACCAAACACUUGUUUCGUAUUAAAAUAAUCUUAUCCGGUGUGUAAUACGGCAAGUCAAAUUAAAACAUGCAUCUCGUCUUUCAGAAACUCUCUUAGGAGCACGUGAGACUAACACCCCAAACCCCCGAAUCCCCUUUUUAUGCGUGAAAUCGAAACAUGCAAUUGUCACCUCUUUCUCUCUCUCUCUCUCUCUCUCUCAAGCUGUCAUGUCAUGCAGAAAGAGAAACACAGGGAGUGCAUGCAGAUCCCAGGACCCAUCACCACCGUCCAAUCCAACCUAUGUACUUCUCACUUACCCGGAUCGUCCGAUGCUCACCAACUGCAUUCAACAGAACUCUGAUUCAAAUCAAAGCUCACGCCUUUAGCUUUCGUUGUUGACUGAGCUUCAGGAUAUAACAGAGAGCAGAAGAAGAAACGGAGAGAGAGAGAGAGAGAGAGAGAGGAAAUGGCGGGAACGAGUGGGAUUGGGAGUGGGAGGAGCGAGAGCGAGAAAGAGAAGACCAAGAUGAGGGAGAGGCAGAGGAGGGCCAUCACCACCAAAAUCUUCCACGGUUUGCGCAAGCACGGCGGCUACCGCCUCUCUCCCCGCGGCGACAUCAACGAGGUGCUCCGGCAUCUCGCCACAGAGGCAGGCUGGCUCGUUGAACCCGACGGCACUACCUACCGCCCACCCAACGCUCCCAAUUGCUGCCCGACUUGUGGAACCCCCAAAGCGACCACUCCAGUGGCAACAGCGACACCAACCCCAAGCAGUAGUGUGGUGAUUGGAGGUGGUGAUUGUUCAACCACAACAUCUCCAAGUCGAUUCCCCGCCUUCAACACCACCACCAACACCAGCAGUAUGAGCAUCUACUCGCCAUUGUACAGGUAUGAAGGCGGGCACCCGCAACCGCAACUGCAGGAAGCCAGGGCCUCUAACAAUACCACUCCGGUUGCUUCGCCUCCGCAUCACCGCCCUUAGAACAUACUUAAUCUUCCUUAAUUCAUAUGGAUUAUAGCUUUGUUCAUCCCAUACUUUGGGUUCGGAUGUGAAAUAGUUGGCAGCUAUGCAGAGUAUAUGCUGUGCUGUGAUGAAAACCCAUUUUCUGCAAUCUAAUUUUCUUCUAUCA